CGAUUGCAAUGAAGAUGCGCCUUCUUGUUUUGUUGUCAUCACUAUGCAAGUACCUAUCAUCUCCUUUUGGGAUUUCCUUUAUGUUAGGUUACCACUGCCGCCUGCAAGACCUCGUCCAACUUGAUCUACUCGUUCUCAGCUUCUCACUUCAAUUACAUUUCACAUUUUUUAGGGCUUUAAAUGUUGGUAAAGAAGAAAAACCAAGGACGAUGUAAUUCUAUAUUUUAUUAUUUCUUAAAGCGCCGGCACCCGUGUUUCGUCUUUUUAUUCGGGUCGAAACUUCAAUGAAUUAGAGGAAGAAACAAAAUUAAUGUUCGCGCAGAUUAUUCUUCUCUAUCUUCUCCCAUUCUCAGUGGCUUCUUCACUUUCACGUUCACGUUGCUGAAUCAUUUUGGGCUUUGGCAAUUGUUCCCCACUUUCCCUUUUUUUUUCCCCCUGUUGAAACCCCACAAAUGGAGACGCAUUAUGGGUAUAGAAGGAAGGCGCAGAUUGCACUAAUCGCCGUUAUAGUGCUAACUUCUCUAGCCAUGAUCGCAUUGCUUGUUGCCCUUAUUUACUAUUGCUACAGAAGGAGCAAGGUUUACAAGCGCCGCCAGAACCAAUCAUUUGCUGGUCACAACGAAAAAAGUGACUUUGCCAAUCUGCAUGUUGCUGCUGACAAUGGAUCUCAAGUGUUCACUUGCAAGCAGUUGCAUUCUGCAACUAACGGCUUUAGCAAGUCAAAUGUAAUUGGCCAUGGCAGAUUUGGACUUGUCUACAGGGGAGUGCUAAAUGAUGGCAGGAAUGUCGCAAUUAAAUUCAUGGAUAAAGCACGAAAACAAGGAGAAGAAGAAUUUAAAAUAGAGGUGGAAUUGCUGAGUCACUUGCACUGUCCAUAUUUGCUCACAUUGCUGGGUUAUUGCUCUGAUGGUAAUAAUAAAUUGCUGGUUUAUGAGUUCAUGGCAAAUGGGAGUCUGCAAGAACAUCUUCAUCCUGUCAGCAAUUUUUACAUCGCACCCGUGAAAUUGGAUUGGAAUAUCCGGUUAAGAAUAGCCCUAGAAGCUGCCAAGGGUUUGGAAUACCUUCAUGAAUAUGUCAGUCCCCCAGUUAUCCACAGAGAUUUUAAGAGCAGUAACAUUGUCUUAGACAGACAACUUCAUGCAAAAGUUUCUGACUUUGGCUUAGCCAAGCUUGGAUCCGAUAAAGCUGGUGGACACGUUUCGACUCAAGUUUUAGGAACACAUGGAUAUGUUGCCCCUGAAUAUGCGCUAACUGGGCACUUAACAACCAAAUCAGAUGUAUACGGUUACGGCAUUGUACUUCUCGAGCUGUUAACUGGUCGAGUACCAAUUGAUAUGGAGAGACCUCCAGGGGAAGGCGUUCUUGUUUCAUGGGCCUUGCCCCUUUUGACUGAUAGAGAAAAAGUUGCAAAGAUUAUGGAUGCUUCAUUGGAAGGUCAGUACUCAAUGAAAGAAGUUAUCCAGGUAGCCGCCAUUGCUGCAAUGUGUGUGCAACCAGAUGCAGAUUAUAGGCCUCUCAUGGCAGACGUUGUGCAGUCACUGGUUCCACUGGUGAAGACGCACAGACCAACAACCUCAAAGGUUGGUAACUACCCUAGUUUCCAUGUCAAUAAGUUAUCCCCGCCUCAGGAUUCAGUGAAAGCAACUAUGUAACGCUCUGAAUGAAAUCUAAAUUAUGGUCAAGGUUCAUAGAAAGAGAAGUGAAUUAAGCUAGUCAUUUGAAUGUGAUUGAAGAGUUCAAGUUGAUGAAGGGACGGGAUGGGUUGAUUUUGAUUUGUGUUAAAAUGGAUCUUCUCAAAGUUCAUGUGACAAUCAAUGUAAAAUUAAUACCUCUUAUUUUAGGUUUUAAUCAAAGUCCAGGGAUGUUCUGUAUUUUUGAGGUUGAGGUUGAUGAAUGCUUCAAAGGAGCCCUUCCUUGAA
Molecule: messenger RNA, 1919 nt
Organism: Prosopis cineraria
Lineage: Eukaryota; Viridiplantae; Streptophyta; Magnoliopsida; Fabales; Fabaceae
Product: probable serine/threonine-protein kinase PBL7
Exons: 7
Coding region: 453-1652 (399 amino acids)
Biological process (GO): protein phosphorylation
Molecular function (GO): protein kinase activity; ATP binding
Source: RefSeq, a predicted model, not a curated record